Molecule: messenger RNA, 2232 nt
Organism: Dendroctonus ponderosae (mountain pine beetle)
Lineage: Eukaryota; Metazoa; Arthropoda; Insecta; Coleoptera; Curculionidae
Product: ribosomal protein S6 kinase delta-1
Exons: 12
Coding region: 103-2100 (665 amino acids)
Biological process (GO): protein phosphorylation
Molecular function (GO): phosphatidylinositol binding; protein kinase activity; ATP binding
Source: RefSeq, a predicted model, not a curated record
CAAACAAAUCUCCAAAAGUGGGGUUAAUUGUAGUUGAUUAUUUAUUUACCUGUGGUAAAAUGUAAAUAUUCAGUCCAUUGGGCCCACUUUUGCCAGCGAGCGAUGAGUUUGAACCCGCACAAAACGCCCUGGAUGUCUUGGGUGCGCAUGUUCGAUAUUCCGGAAGUUAGCAGGCACAAGGAUGGUUUCACUAUUUACAGGAUCAUUUCCUUUUUUUAUCCAGAGUCCUGUCCGGAUGCGGUAACAAAGCUGAUAGUCUGGAAGCGAUACAACGACUUGAAAAGUCUGCAUAAGGAAAUGAGGGUGUUGCACAAGAAACUGCACAUCCAGGAUGAGUUUCCAGCCUUGCCAAAGUCGGGGCUGUUUAAAAGGUUUGACGAAGAGACUGUUAACCAAAGAAAAAGGGGCAUUUUGGGGUUUUUAGAGUACAUUGGCACCCACUCGGUGCUGUUUACUUCGACUGUUUUUGUCAAGUUUUUCGAGACAAGUCACGCUCCAUCGGAUUUACUUAACAGCAACAUUAGUGCAAUAAGGGCCAAUUUGCAUCUACCUGAGGAAUCCUUCGAGUCGGAUGAAGACCAGAACAUCAGCGACACAGACUCAUUUACCAGCAGUAAUCUGGGCUCAACCUCACAGGCAAUUGAUCAAAUGUCCGAUUCCAUUGCAAAGAGCGGCGCCAGCAACUUGAAGAAACUGAACUCCAUGACCUCAAUCGAUUCGCAGUCUUCAAAAACAUCUGAAACCGUCAGUGUUUCCAACAUGGAUGGUUGCUUGAUGCUUCUAGACACCAGCGGGCAAUCGGACGAAUUUACCCAGUACCUGAUGAAUGCCUGCAUGCACAUCAACAUGGCGAUAGAGCUGGAGAAUGAACGGCAGUAUGAAGAAGCCUUUUCCGCUUACAAGAUUGCAGUGGAUAUUUUGAUUAGUGGAGGCAAAGAUGAUCCCAACUACGACAGGAGGCGAAUGGUGCGGUACAGGACUGAAAAGUACUUGAUCAGGGCUGAGAAGAUCUUCAACAUGCACCUGGCGCCUGAAGUGAAGGAACUUAACCUGCAGGUAAAGGGCGAGCCAUUGGCCAAGCCCCUUGUGCUAAAGGGCCCACUGUACAACCUCUACAAGUACAAAGUCAUUAAAAUAGUUUCCUCAUCGGGGAUGUUGGCGUUGCAUUGCGAACUGCAACAGCUCUUCUUCAUUAAGGUUAUACAUAAAACUGUGCAAUUCAGUCGAGAUUUGAUACUGCCGGAAAACGUGCCUUAUAUGGUCAAGCUAAUCAGCCACUGCAGCAGCGACAACGCAAUUUACCUGAUUCUGGAAUACUGCAGUGGCACCAACUUGCGGGAUAUUCUGGAAAAGAAGUCGCCCCUCGACCAGGAGGAUCAGAUUCUUAGGAAGAUCCAGGAUCAAUCCGACGAUGAAUCGGAAAUGAGCUUCUCGGAGCUGCUGAGCGCGUAUGCGUCCAACAGACGCGCGGAAAGCAAUCCCGAAGACUUCGAGAUCAUUGAUCAAUUGCCCCCUGGCAAUAUUCUGGAUCAACCGCUUGAGGAAACAGGGGUUUCCGUCCAGAUUGACGGAGGUGUGAGCGAAGCUUCCAGCUUAACCGAGGAGAGAAUUGCCAAGUGGGCAGGCCAGCUUCUGCUCGCUUUGAACAAGCUCCAUUCUCUUGGAGUGACUUGCAGAGAUCUGCAAAUGGACAACUUACUAAUAGACCAAUCGGACAAUCUGGUGCUCACUUACAUGUGCAAUGUUAAAGAGCUUUGCCAGUUGUACUCCAGCGGGAUUAAUCUGGAUUUGGCUCCGGAAGUUUACAGCUUUGAGGAAGUGACCGAGGCAGUGGAUUGGUGGAGCUUCGGCGCGAUUCUCUACGAGCUCUUGGUUGGAAUGCCCUUAAGCCGAGUGCAUGCGAGAGGGCUGAGCAGUUACACCCACUUAAUCAUCCCCAAGUAUGUUUCAAUUGAGGGAAAGUCCCUAUUGAAGCAGCUGCUGAUUUUUGAGCCCGAAGAGCGCCUGGGUGCGAAAUCCAAUGGCGUUUUGCACUUGAAAUCCCACCCGUUUUUCCGAACGGUUUCAUGGAGCACAUUAGAGCGGACGUCCCCUAGUUGACCUGAUGGAUGCAUUUAUCUUGUGAUAUUAUUUAUUCCCGUAGGAUAAGCUAAAAAUAACUAGUAUUAUAUACAGUUCGUUGCAUUUAUAUUGGUUGGAAUGGAAUAUAAGGAGUUUCAGUUAAGUCAAAAA